AUGUCAUACCCUCCUUACCAGCGCUCUGCAAAAAAGAAUCAGUCGCAACAAAGCGAUCAGCACAAUGAUAACCCUUUUAAACCUACGGCAUCUACAAAAUCCACUAUAAAUUUUACAGCUUUUAGCCCGAAAAAUGAUCGAGAGUUAAUUGAGGCUCGUACAAAAAUUAAAUCUCUCGAAAUAUCAAAGGAUAAUUUAGAUCUGAAAUUUGGCAGACUUGAGGCCGAAAAUAAAAGUUUAGAACUCAAGAACCGAGAACUUGGUCUUCAGAUUGAGGGUUUAGAAAAAGACAAAGACUUUUAUUACAAUCGAGAGAAAGACGCAUUAAAAAGUUUGGAAAAUUUGGAACUUGAAAAUAUCAAAUUGAAGCAAGCAGCAGCUUGUGAAACCCAAACGCUUAAAGAUAAAAUUCGUGAGCUACAACAGAAUCUGGAAGAUCUUAAAACUGAAAAUCUUAUUAAAGAAAAUGAUUUGACACGUAAAGUACAGUCUACAGAAUUAGAAGCAUCAAAACUUCAAUAUCAGGUUGAAAAUCUUAAUGAACAGAUACGUCAGCAACAUGAUAUAUCUGCUUCAAGACAAAAACUGUUGAAUGAAACUCAGCAACGUUUGGAUGAAACUCAGGAAAAAUUAAAUGAGUUUAAUCAUUUAUCUACUCAAUUGGAUCAAAUCGAAACUCAUAAUAAGAAAGUCCAAGAGCAAUCUGAACAUAUCCAAGAACUCGAAUUAAGAAACCGUUAUUUAACAAAGGAAAUUAAUCGUAAUAAAGAAUUGUCACCUAGCAUUCAGAUUUUACAGCAUAAAUUAGAAAGAGCGGAAUAUCAACUUUUAAAUAUGAAUACACUUCGCCGAGAAGCUGCAGAAUUAGAAGUUGAAAAUACAACGUUAAAAAAAGAAAAAGUAUCAUGGACAAGUCUACUUGAUCAGGAAAAAGACAAUAUUAAUAGCAAUACUCCGUAUACUGUUGUAAAGGAACUUGUUUCUAGGCGAAAUGAAAUAGAGCUUUUACAGAUAAGAACCCGAUCUUUGGAAGAACAAGUUAGGAAUAAAGACUUAGUGAUUGUUGAUCAUGAGUCUAAAAUUAAAGAAUUAAGAUUCAAAUAUAAAGCUAUGGAAAGUAAAUUUUUAAAUGAAAUUGAAGCAUCUAAAGGAAGUAAAAGACUUCUUCAAAAGGAGGUUGAAAUGUUAAUGAAUUCUUUGAGAUCAUACGACGAAGAAGAGAAACAACUACAAUCAAACUUUGAACCACAAAAAACCGAAAGAAUCCAGAAUUUGGAAAAAUUGCUUGCAGAAUACAAAGAAGCUUUAGAACAAUGUGAAAAUAAGGCAACUAACAUUCAACCAAAACAUGAAGAGUAUCCGGAAUUCUCAGAAUUAAAUCUCCAUUCGCUUGAGAAUCGUGUUAUAUUUUCUAACGUAAAUUUAUUUUUCUCAGCUGUAAAAGAUCUCAAAACCGAAAAUGCAUCUUUGAAGGAAAAAAUAAUGUUAUUAGAUAAUCAAAUCGAUAUUCUUGAGAGGGCAGUAGGUAGAGGUGAAUACAAUAAGGAAACAAUUCGGGUGCUGGAGAUGAAAGAUAAUCCUGCUUCCAAGGAAUUUUCAUUGCGCGAGAAUAGAUUGCAGGGAUUGGCAACAGAAAACCAGGAUUUAAAAACUAAACUUAAAGAAUUGUAUCAAAUUCUUGAAAAUCAUCCUACCAUUACAUUAGAAUUAACCGAAGAUAAUGAUUCUGAGAAAGAAACAAUUAGAGUCUUUCCAAUUCAAAGUUAUUUAAAUUUGGAAGAAGAGAAUAAGCAACUUAUAGAUCAGGUUGCAGAUAAGGAAAAGAGAAUGACAAGACUUAAAGAGGUUUGGAAAGCUAAAGCUCAAGAAUACCGUGAAGCUGUUUAUAGCCUUCUUGGUUAUAAGGUAGAAUUUCUUGAAAACGGUCGCGUUCGAUUAACUUCUAUGUAUUCAGAACAGGAUGACCAUUCAUUAGUUUUUACCUCUGAUGAGGAUAAUCUUGGUACCAUGCAACUUGUUGAUGGUGGAAAUACUGAAUAUAUCAAGAGUUUGGAUAACUUAAUCAAAUAUUGGGUCGUAGAACGUGGAUCUAUUCCUUGUUUUUUGAGUAGUUUAACUAUGGAUUUAAUUGGAAAAACAGCAUUAGGACCGAUCGGUAGAGAAAUGGAUAUGACGAGUGGAAGAAUAAGUGGAUUAGGAGGGAAUCAAGAAUUUCCAACAUUAGAGUAA
Rhizophagus irregularis DAOM 181602=DAOM 197198 is the source of this 2229-nucleotide messenger RNA. The record is from RefSeq and is a predicted model, not a curated record. NCBI's taxonomy places the organism in Eukaryota, Fungi, Glomeromycota, Glomeromycetes, Glomerales, Glomeraceae.